AAAUCCGCCAAGUUUUGCGCGACAGUCGAACACGUGCCAGUUUUGAAGCCAUGUGUUUCGACGCUCACGAUGGGCGAAGUGGUGUUGUUAUGGUAGCGUAAACGUUGAUUACAGGUCGUACUUGCAACAAACAAUGGAUUUCGACAAGAUACCGUAUCGCUCCGUCGACGGCGUGAGUUUCAACGUGUUCAGCACGGACGAACUUUUGCGACUGAGCGUGCUAAGCGUGACAUGCUCGGAAACCUUCGACAUCGUCGGCCACCCCACGAAAGGUGGCCUGCACGACUCUCUGCUUGGGCCCAGCGAUCGAGAUGAGGUGUGUGCCACGUGCGGUCUCGGCUUCGUCGCCUGCCCCGGCCACAUUGGACACAUCAGCCUCCCACUGCUCACCUUCAAUCCCCUCUUCUUCAGGACGCUGUACCAGUUGCUGCGCGGCAGCUGCUUUGGCUGUGCCCGCCUGCUGUCGCCACCAGCGGUGUGUCAGCUGACUUUGGCCCAGUUGCAAGUGCUGCAGUACGGGGCCGUGGGCGCUGUGCAAGAACUGCAGGAGCUUGCAGCCGAGGCCAUCACGGACGAGAAGGGCAAGGCCAGCCGCUCCGUCAUGGGCCUGGCGCUCAAGAAGCGCAUCGAUGAGCGCGUCAAGUCUGUCAUGGAAGGCGUGGAUCUGGAGGAGGCGCGGCGCAGCGCCAACGUGAAGAAUGUGGUGGAGUGCCGCCAGCGCCUGAUCAAGACGUUUGUGCGGGAGCACCUGAUGGGGGCCCCCCGCAAGUGCCCCCACUGUGGUGAUGUGCGAAGGGGCAUGACUAUCCAAAACAACGCACGGUUCGUCUACACCGGCCGCGCCCAGGUCGCCUCUCGGACUCCUGUCCCCAUCGUCGGCACGUCCGCCAGGAUGAGGCGCGAGUUUGGGGACUUUGGGGACGAUGAGGGGAUGGACAUCCCCGAAGAGGAAGAGGAGGUCCCGGUGAAGGAGGAGUCUGUGGACACGGGGGCACAGACAUACCUGACGCCCCUAGAGGCCCGCAAGCACCUGCGGCUGCUCUGGCAAAACGAGAGUCCGCUGCUCAGGCACCUGUUUGGAGCCCUGGGCUCGGACUCCCAGAAGCAUCCCGUGGACAUGUUCUUUCUGGAGGCCCUCGUGGUGCCGCCUACACGCUUCCGGCCGAUGAACUUCAUGCAUGGCCGCAAGUAUGAGCACCCGCAGACGGUGAGCCUGUCCAAGGUUCUGCAGUGCUGCGACGCUGCCAGGGCAGUGCUCAAGCUCAUGGAGCGCAACCAAGACAGCGAAUCCUCUGAGGAUACCAUGGAGAUGCAGAGAUUGCAGCAAGUCGUGGACAAGCUACCUGGCAAGGACCUGAGUUCUAAGCUUCACGUCGCGUGGAACAACCUGCAGGUUGCGGUUAACGUCGUGGUGGACAGCGAACUCGACAGGCUGAGCAGUAACAAGGCGACGCCGGGCAUCAAGCAGAUCCUGGAGAAGAAAGAGGGCCUGUUCCGCAAGCACAUGAUGGGCAAGCGUGUGAACUACGCGGCCCGUUCGGUCAUCUCGCCCGACCCGUACAUCGGCGUGGACGAGAUCGGAGUGCCGAUGGUGUUUGCGACGAGGCUUUCUUACCCUGAGCCUGUCACCGACAGAAAUGUGUCAGAGCUCCGAAAGGCCGUCAUCAACGGACCCAACGUCUACCCGGGAGCGUUGCUCGUGGAGCACGGGGACGGGACGGUGACGCGGCUGGACCCAACAAACCGUGUCCGUCGGGAGGCCAUCGCCAAGCAGCUGAUGACGCCGUCGGACUCUUUUAAGAACACCCUGGCACGGUGCAAGACGGUGCACCGCCACCUGCGGACGGGCGACAUGCUGCUGCUAAACCGGCAGCCCACGCUACACAAGCCGAGUAUCAUGGCUCACCAGGCACGAGUGCUGCCCGGUGAAAAGACACUGCGUUUGCACUACGCCAACUGCAAAUGUUACAACGCCGACUUCGACGGCGACGAGAUGAACGCCCACUUUCCCCAGAGCGAGCUGGCACGUGCAGAGGCCAGUCAGGUGGCGACAGUAAACCGGCAGUACCUGGUGCCCAAAGAUGGCACUCCCUUGAGUGGACUCAUCCAGGAUCAUGUGAUUGCGGGCUCUUUGCUCACCAUGCAGGGGCGCUUUUUCAACAGGGAAGACUACAACCAGCUUGUGUAUGGUGCACUGACGUUUGUACCAUCGUCUAUCAAGGUGCUUCCUCCGGCAAUUCAGAAACCAGAGACCCUUUGGACUGGAAAGCAGGUGCUUUCCACUGUACUCAUCAACUGCAUUCCUCGGAACAAACCGGCCCCGACCGUUGAAGGCAAGGCCAAGAUUCCUGCCAAGGCGUGGCUGAGGCCGGGUUCGGAAGCGAACGAAGCAGAGGCACAGAUGAGCGAGGGGCAGGUGGUGAUCCGGGACGGAGAGCUGCUCUGUGGUGUUCUGGACAAGGCCCACUACGGUCCGACCCAGUUUGGGCUGGUCCACGUCUGCUACGAGUUGUAUGGAGGUGCCAUUUCCAGUCUUGUCCUGACCGCUUUUGCAAGGCUGUUCACCCACUUCCUCCAAACCCACGUCGGGUUUACGCUCGGCAUAGAAGACAUCUUGGUCACCCUCAAGGCCGACAAGAAACGCAAGAAGAUUAUGAAGAUGGCGAGGAAGGAAGGAGAUGGGGCAGCCAAGAAGGCCCUGGGAAUUGAGGAGGACAUUGCGCCUGAGGACCUGGUAGAAUUUCUGCGGGGAGCGCACCUCUCCCGCAACGACCGCUACCUUAAGCAGCUGGAUGCCAGCAUGAAGUCUGUCACGGACGACGUCAACAACCAGAUCAACAAGGCCUGUAUCCCAGAUGGUCUCCUGAAGAAGUUUCCAGAAAACAACCUCCAGUUGAUGGUCCAGUCGGGAGCUAAAGGCGGCAUGGUGAACUGCAUGCAGAUAUCAUGCCUGCUUGGCCAGAUUGAGCUGGAAGGGCGGAGAGUGCCGCUGAUGCUGAGUGGGCGGACCCUGCCCUCCUUUCUGCCCUACGACACCAGCCCCCGGGCAGGGGGAUUCGUGGACGGGCGCUUCCUGACGGGGAUCCGUCCGCAGGAGUUCUUCUUCCACUGCAUGGCUGGCAGGGAGGGUCUCGUGGACACGGCAGUGAAGACCAGCCGCAGCGGGUACCUCCAGCGGUGCCUGAUCAAACACCUGGAGGGGCUGAUGGUCGGCUACGACCAGACGGUCAGGGACAGCGACGGCAGCGUCAUCCAGUUCCAGUACGGAGAAGACGGUCUGGACGUGCUGAAGAUGCAAAUGCUGAAGCCGAGUCAGUUCCCGGUGUUGAUCAAGAAUGCGGAAGCCUUGCUUGACAGCAAGGAGCUUGAGCAGUGUCAGAGCUUCACAGACCACGAGGAACUGCACAGCGCAAAAAAAGCGGUGAAAAAGUGGAAAAAGAAGACGGAUGGGAGGCAAGAAGAGAAGGAGCGCCGCGAGAAUGCCUUCACCUUCUUCUCAAGCCGCGAGGGCGGGGAGUACCGCCGGUUGUAUCCCGGGACGAACCCCGACACCGGGCGGCAGCUGCACUGCGAGAAACUGGUCGAGGCGUUCCAGGCGCUCGAGCACAAGUCCCUGAAAAAGCUCAACAAGGCCAUUGUGAAGCCGGCCGACCCUGUGUGCUCCGUCGUGCGCAACGACCUCAACCUGGGGGCGAUCUCUGAGCGCUUGGACGCCCUCGUCGAGGACUACAUCAGCAAGAACCCGCACAGGCUGCUCGUUGAUCCCAAGCGGUCCCCGGACGGCUCCGUGACGGAGCGCGAGAGGAAGGUCCUGUCUCCCGACGACUUCCGGAACGUGGUGUACCUUCGCAACCUGAGGUCCAUCUGCGACCCAGGCGAGCCAGUUGGCCUCUUGGCCGCCCAGAGCAUUGGAGAGCCGUCCACACAGAUGACACUCAACACCUUCCACUUUGCGGGGAGGGGCGAGAUGAACGUGACCCUGGGGAUCCCUCGGAUGCGGGAGAUACUCAUGGUGGCCAGCGCCAACAUCGCCACCCCAACCAUGGACCUGCACCUGCUCCCCGCAGUGGACGCCGAGCAGCGAGCCGAUCGGCUCAGGGUGCUCGUCACCGCCGUCAACCUGGCCCAGGUUCUCGAAGAAGUCACUGUCAGAGAGAGACUCGUGGUCAAGGGGAGGAUGGAACGGUUCCGGGAGUACCGGGUGCACUUCCAGUUCCUUCCGCGCAAGGCGUACCGCAAGACGCUGCACGCGACGCCGCAGCGCAUCUUGCGCUACAUGGAGACCACCUUCCUCCGGCGUCUCGUGGAGGCUGUCAAGAGGAAGCUGGAACAGGUCAAGUCCGCCAAGGUCAUCCGGACUACAAGGUCUCGUGACGGAAGGGCGGGCGGUUCAUCGGCUUCCAACAACGACCAGGGCAAUGACGCCGCCUUCGACGAGGGAUCUGGGGCGGCAAGAAACGCGGCCGAUGUGGACGACGACGGGGGCGGGAGCUCCGACGAAGGGGAGGGCGACGGGGACACGGUUGCGCAGCAGGCGCAGUCGAGACACGCCCAGGACCGAGAGUACGAAGAGGCGGAAGAGGAAGAACUGCCCGCUGCCCUCUCAGAUGAAGAGGCCGAUGGCGGAGAGGAAGGAAACCUCGCCACAGUCCCAAAACUGGAGAAUGCCGAGGAAGACGGAGCAGCGGACGAUGAGGGUGACGAACAGAGGUUGGCCUCUCUGAAAAAGGGUGCCCACAAGGUCAAACACCAGAAGGCGUCGAGAACGGCGAAGGAGGCACGAGUCUUUGCCGUGACAUCGUUCAACCAAUGGGUCACGGGUUACGACUACGACGUGGAUCAAGAAGAGUGGUGCUGCUACACUUUCAGGCUCAGUUUAGAAGGCAGCAAGUUCGACUUCACCUCGGUGGUGGAGGAAGAGUCUGCCAAGGCCGUCUUCCAUUCGGUACCGGGCAUCUCGAGGGCCUUUCUGGUCAAAGACACCAAGGACCGUUCGGGCUGCGGCAAGAUGCUCCAGACCGAAGGCGUCAACUUCGUGGAGAUGUUUCGCCACGGGGACAUCGUCGACAUGCGGCGCAUAUACAGCAACGACAUUCACGCCAUCGCCAAUACCUUUGGGAUCGAAGCGGCCAGGACUGCCAUCGCGAGGGAGGUGGCCAACGUGUUCGCGGUGUACGGCAUCGAGGUGGAUCCCCGUCACCUGCUCCUGGUGGCCGACUACAUGACGUUCGACGGGACGUACCGGGCCUGCAACCGCAUCUCGAUGGAGAGCAACGCGUCGCCCCUGCAGCAGAUGACCUUCGAGACCACCAUGAACUUCCUCAAGUCCGCCACGCUCUCCGGUAUGGAGGAUAGGCUCAAGUCUCCGUCUGCUCGUCUCGUGCUGGGAAGGGAGGUGUCUCUCGGCACGGGCUGUAUGGACCUGAGGCAACCCCACGUGAUCUCUCGGAAACGCUGAUUUGGCUCCGCACUGCCCCUACUUUCGCAAUUCCUCCGUGGUGGUGCCGUGUCGUUACAAAGUGUUUCCAUUACGAAGUGCAAGGCACCGAAGUGGAGGCUCUGCAGCUCAAAAUAAACAUCCACGGUGUGUUUUUCUUUUC
Ixodes scapularis (black-legged tick) is the source of this 5600-nucleotide messenger RNA. RefSeq names its product DNA-directed RNA polymerase I subunit RPA1 (gene RpI1). Gene Ontology annotation, molecular function: DNA-directed RNA polymerase activity; DNA binding. The record is from RefSeq and is a predicted model, not a curated record. Gene Ontology annotation, biological process: DNA-templated transcription. NCBI's taxonomy places the organism in Eukaryota, Metazoa, Arthropoda, Arachnida, Ixodida, Ixodidae. Gene Ontology annotation, cellular component: RNA polymerase I complex. The transcript is spliced from 32 exons. The coding region runs from base 134 to 5458 and encodes 1774 amino acids.